AUGUUGAUGAUAUUGGCUUGUUUCUAUUUAAUUUCUACACCAAUAUGGGGCUGGAUAUACGAUCGCAUUGCGCAACGAUUCUCGCCUUCAUUUGUUAGAAUUAUUGGUGGAGUAUUAGUUGCUAUUUCUCCUUUAUUAAUGGGUCCAGCACCGUUUCUGGGAUUGGAAAAAAAUUUAAUUCUGAUUGGAAUCUCAUUUGCAAUACUUGGAAUAUCCUGCGCUGCACUUUUUGUUCCUGUAUUUAAAUGGUGUUUGGACGCUGUAAAAAAUGAAGGAUAUUCGGAAAAAUCGUCAACUACUUGUGGGCAAAUUUCAGGAUAUUUUAUAUCAUUUUUUGCACUUGGGUACUUUUUUGUGAAGUUAAAAAAAUUAUUCCUAAAUAUCUAUAGUUGUUUUAUUGGCACAGCUGUAGGUGGUUUUAGUGCUGAACAUUUAGGAUUUCAGUGGACAGCUACUGCUGUAGCUGGUAUACAAAUAAUUAAUGUAGGUGUUUUUACUGAAUGA
This is a messenger RNA of Meloidogyne enterolobii, 504 nucleotides long. The record is from the annotation of a GenBank genome assembly. NCBI's taxonomy places the organism in Eukaryota, Metazoa, Nematoda, Chromadorea, Rhabditida, Meloidogynidae.